AUGGAUUUUUAUGCACAACAAUGAUGUCAGUCUGUCUGACUGUUUGUUUGUUUGUUUGUCUGUCUGUCUGUCUGUGUACACUACACAUUUUCACAAGGAUCUAUACUAGGACAAGAUGCAGACCUCACGAUGAACGUGAUGGAGGCAGUGUGGGGGAGGGGAGAGAAAGAGCAUCAUCUCAUCUCAUGCAGCGCUGCGGAGCGCAGAGCUGGCGUCUGAUUGGCUGAAACACUGCGACUCGAGGAGGGAUCCCAUCUCACUGCUCUGAGUUGUCUCAUCCCUUGGUGAAUCCUCUGAAUGUAGGUGUUGAGAUUUCCACAUCUUCCUUUGCAUCUAAAGCCAUGAACUACCUUCGCAGGCGCCUGUCUGACAGCACCUUCAUUUCCAACCUGCCCAAUGGCUACAUGUCAGACCUGCAGAAGCCAGAUCCCCCUCAGCCUCCCCCUCCAGUGCCAGCAUCAGCACCAGCUGCGGUUUCCCCGGCCCAGGAGAGGAAACCUAUUCAGCCCCAGCCAUUAGGAACCGGAUUCUUCAGCUCCAUCACCAAUGUGGUGAAGCAGACAGCUGCUUCAGCAGGGCUGGUGGAGCAAACCACCGUUCCUGCAUCAUCCAAGAGACACAAAAUCCUUCUGGUCAUCGACGAACCGCAACACGACUGGGCCAAACUCUUCAAAGGGAAUAAAGUAAAUGGAGAGUAUGAUAUCAAAGUUGAACAGGCUGAGUUUGCUGACAUCAGUGUUGUGGCAUAUGCUAAUGGGUCAUGUAAUGUGGCUGUACAGAAUGGAAAUCAGACUAUCAGGUCAUUUAUGCCUGACUUUGUCCUGAUCCGACAACACGCUUUCAGCAUGACAGACAACGAAGACUUUCGUAAUCUAAUAAUAGGCCUGCAGUAUGCUGGCAUUCCCAGCAUCAACUCUUUGGAGUCCGUCUACAACCUGUGUGACAAGCCGUGGGCGUUUGCUCGGCUGAUCAGCACGUUUAAGAAACUGGGACAUGAGAAAUUCCCAUUGAUUGAACAGACGUUCUAUCCUAACUAUAAAGAAAUGGUGACCAUGCCAGUAUUUCCAGUAGUGGUGAAAAUCGGCCACGCUCACUCUGGCGUGGGGAAGGUGAAAGUGGAGAACCACUCAAAGUUUCAGGACAUAGCUAGUGUGGUUGCCAUCACUCAGACCUACAGCACAUGUGAACCAUUCAUUGAUCCCAAAUAUGACAUCAGGAUUCAGAAGAUUGGAAAUGGUUACAAGGCCUACAUGAGCACAUCCAUCUCGGGCAACUGGAAGACCAACGCUGGCACUGCCAUGGUGGAGCAGGUGGCAAUGACACCCAGGUAUAAGCUUUGGGUAGAUACCUGUUGUGAGAUUUUUGGGGGCCUUGAAAUUUGCGCUGUCAAAGCCAUUCAUGGCAAAGAUGGAAAAGAUUAUAUUACUGAGGUAAUGGGUUCGUCUAUGCCGUUGGUGGGUGAUCAUCAAGCAGAAGACCAGCUGCUUAUUGCGGACCUGGUCCUUGCCAAAAUGAACCACGUUACAGCACAGAACCCCAAAAGACAUACCGCCAUUCAAUCGAGACAGAAUGCUGUCGAAAAGGACGCCCUGGUUGACGCAAAGAAUGGCCCACCACAGAAAGCUCCCCCCCAGGGUUGCCUGCAGUACAUUUUAGACUGUAAUGGUGUUGCAGUGGGACCAAAACUAGUCCAGGCAAACUAAUGAAAUCAAGAAGGCUCAAAGUAAACAAACCACUGACAGGUGGAAGGGCAAGAAUAUUCUCUGUGAAAGGUCAUAGUUCGGUCCUGAUCUCUGUUUCAGUCUGUGCUGUUGAGCUUUUCAUUGUUGUGACCAUGUGAUGGAGCUGAUGUUUCUUCAGGGUUCUAUGUGGUGAUACAAGCAAACUGCCUAGUGUUUUGUGCCACUUUCUUUGAAUCUACUGUAUGUUAUUUUCGUCUGCUAUGUCUGUUGUUAUGUUAUGGUGUUCAAAGAGUUUGCUAUUGUGUGUACAGUAUAGAUAUAUUUAAAUAUAAGGCUACCGUUCAAAACUGUUUAGGGUGACUAACUUAUUCUUUCAUAUUUUUUCACAUUUGGGAACUCAUCAAAACUAUAUAAAACGCAAAUGUAACUUUGAAUUACGAUGUUACCAAAAAAUCAAUUAACUAACAAAAACUAUAAUAUUUUGCACCUUCAGUGCUAAAGAGAAUUCAGUCUUGUCAUUUUAUCAAGCAGUUCCUAUCAAUUAUGGGCUCUCAUUGUCUUCCUUUUCCUCAUCAUUUGGACAUGUUUUAAAACACAAAUGUAGUUUUGUAAUAAAAUUUUUAUUAUUUACUGAUAUUUUUGUCUGUAAAAAACUGUGAGUUUUAUUACAUUUACUCAUAUACCCUUCAGAAGGUUUGAAAAGGUUUUUAAGAACAUAAACAUUUCAGUUAAGUGACUUAACUUUGAACCACAUACAAUACACAUAUGUAAGUAUGGAGAUUAUAUUACAAAUGGACGCUUGAUUUGCAUGAGCAAAAUUGUGUCACUGUGUGUUGAAAAAUCAGAUGUGAAUUGUGUUUUCUGUGCGUUUCCGCUGAAAUACUCUGAAUAUUGUUCCUGCACUUUUAGUAUUGUGAAUGUGUGAUAAAAAAAGAUAUUUGUUAUAACCCUGUGGAUAAAAGCUAUAUUGCAGUUCAUCAGUCAUUUUAAGCAAACGUUGGGCAACCUGAUUUUUCUUAGUUUCCGGUCAGCCCUGUUAUAACCAAACUGCAACCUAAAUAAACAAUAAGCAAUAAAA
Molecule: messenger RNA, 2760 nt
Organism: Triplophysa dalaica
Lineage: Eukaryota; Metazoa; Chordata; Actinopteri; Cypriniformes; Nemacheilidae
Gene: syn2a
Product: synapsin IIa
Exons: 12
Coding region: 342-1703 (453 amino acids)
Biological process (GO): neurotransmitter secretion
Cellular component (GO): synaptic vesicle; synaptic vesicle membrane
Molecular function (GO): ATP binding
Source: RefSeq, a predicted model, not a curated record